AUGCUCGACAUACCCAAAAACAAGCCUUGGCGUGGGUAUCGCGCGCUCUGCGCGCAGUACGGCGAGAUGGUCUACAUGCACGUCCUGGGAACACCCAUGCUUGUGGUUGGGAGCGCGCAGCUCGCCAACGAGCUUCUCAACAGACGUUCAAAGAAUACCCCAGACAGACCCCCGAACCCGGUGAUCGAGCUCUCCGGACAGGAUCACAACCCCGCCCUCCUACCAUACGGCCAGUGGUGGCGGAGACAUCGGCGCGAAUUCUGGCAGCACUUUCAUCCGGGCACGAUUCACAGAUACCUGUUCAUACAACGCACAUGCACGCACAGGUUCCUAGGGAGCCUUCUCGAAUCUUCAACGGCGUUAAGGGAAAACAUUCGAUACUCUAUGCAAGGGACCAUUCUGCAGACGGUCUAUGGCGCGGACAUCAAGGAUGAAACCGAUGUACGACUGUUUGUAGCCGCGGACGCUAUUGAAGGCGUUGGACAAUCCACUCCAGGCCAUUUCGCCGUUGAAAUCCUGCCCUUUCUCAGAUACCUUCCUUCUUGGUUUCCUGGCGCCGGUUUCCAAAAAAUGUUCGCCAAAUGCAAGAUCGCCAACGAGAGGAUGAAACAUUCGCUCUUCGAUGAGGUUCGGCAGUGUCUGGACUCCGGUGAGCUUCGCCCAGGCGUCGCCACGGACCUCUUGAUGCGGAUGACGGGGAAACGCGAUGAUCAGUCAUCUCUUGCUUUGGAAGACAUAGACAUCGCGAAAAAUGUCUGCGCAGUUGCCGUUGCAGGCAGUUCGGAUACGACUGGAUACACACUUGAAGCAUUCUGCAUCGCAAUGGCUUUAUAUCCAGACGUCCAGAAGAGAGCCCAGGCCGAGUUGGACGCAAUCGUCGGCCGUGGUCGGCUUCCCGACCAUAGCGAUACCGACGCACUCGUUUACAUCAAUGCGAUCGUCAAAGAAGCCCUGCGCUGGCACGUGGUCUUUCCUGUCGGUAUCCCCCAUAGCACGCUCGAUGACGAUCAAGUCAACGGAAAUUUCGUUCCUGCGGGAACUACGAUUAUCGCGAACGUUUGGGACAUCUUGCACGAUCCUGUAACAUACGAGGAUCCCUUCGCAUUUCGUCCGGAGCGCUUCAUCAAGGACGGAAAGUUGGACGUCACCGUGCAGGACCCUACUGACUAUAUGUUCGGAUUCGGUCGAAGGAUUUGUCCCGGACGUUAUCUCGCGAUCCCUUCCCUUUUCAUCAACAUCGCCUCACUGCUGCACGUCUUCGAAUUCAGUUUACCGCUGGACGACAAAGGGUACCCUGUAUCGGCGAAGUACGAGGAAGGCCACGGCCUUGUGAGUCCUCCUGAAGGUUGUCAAUGCGUAAUCAAACCGCGUUCGGUGGAGGCGGAGGCGUUGAUCCGAGAGGCAUAUCGCCUUGCGACAGCGGAGAACGAGCCCUAG
This is a messenger RNA of Trametes versicolor FP-101664 SS1, 1437 nucleotides long. Its product is annotated as cytochrome P450. The record is from RefSeq and is a predicted model, not a curated record. Lineage: Eukaryota; Fungi; Basidiomycota; Agaricomycetes; Polyporales; Polyporaceae. Gene Ontology annotation, molecular function: oxidoreductase activity, acting on paired donors, with incorporation or reduction of molecular oxygen; iron ion binding; heme binding. The transcript has 10 exons. The coding region runs from base 1 to 1437 and encodes 478 amino acids.